Messenger RNA from Heterocephalus glaber (naked mole-rat), 2871 nucleotides. RefSeq names its product prosaposin like 1 (gene Psapl1). The record is from RefSeq and is a predicted model, not a curated record. NCBI's taxonomy places the organism in Eukaryota, Metazoa, Chordata, Mammalia, Rodentia, Bathyergidae. Gene Ontology annotation, biological process: epithelial cell differentiation involved in prostate gland development; prostate gland growth; sphingolipid metabolic process. Gene Ontology annotation, cellular component: lysosome.
CCAUUCCAGGGAGGGACCGGCUCUACGGGUCAGGGCAGGACAGUGGGCGGUGGGGAAGGGCCUUCCGGGCUCUGAUCAGGAGGGCUUUCUGGGAAGGGGCCCAGAGCUAAGCACCUUCCAGAACAAGCGGGGCUCUGGAGAGUGAGUUUAUCCAGAGGACGGGAGCAGAGGAUGGUGCUGGCACUGUGGGCAGAGACUGGUGUGGGCACCAGGGCGCAGGUAUGAGAAGGGUUGUAGGAGUGGCCAGGAGGCGGAGCACCAGGCCACACCUGCUCGGGGCCUGGCAGAGAGCUGGGUUUAUAGCAGCAGCCGGGCAGUCGGGGCACUGGAACGGCAAGUCACUGGGCGGCAUGCUGCUCGAGCUGCUUCUCUUGCCCAGCCUCCUGGGGGCUGCCACAGGAGGCCCCAUCCUGGGCACCUUGGGCCCCCCAGACUGUGCCAGGGGCUCUGAGGUGUGGUGCCAGGACCUGCAGGCAGCCGUGAAGUGUGGGGCCGUGCAGCACUGCCGAGAGGCCAUCUGGAGCAAGCCCACCGCCCAGUCCCUGCACUGUGAAGUGUGCCAGGACACGGUGGCCGCAGCUGACAGUGGGCUGAACCCAGAUGCCACGGAGGCUGGGAUCCUGACGUCACUGACGAAGACCUGCGAGUGGCUUUCCAGCCGGGAGUCUUCAGCCAGGUGCAGGCAGAUGGUGGCUGCCCACAGCCCAGCCCUCCUGCACAUGCUCCUCAGAGCCCCGGGCAGCGCCCCAGCACAGGUGUGCUCCGCGCUCACCCUGUGUGAGCCGCAGCAGAGGCUCCUGGCUGCCCCAGGGGGCCUGCUCACUCAGGAGGACGCCCUGGAGGUUGUGACUCCACUCCUGGCCAACAGAGCCCUCACUUUCCACCCCCCGGGCCCGGUGCCGGCACCCGAGGAUGCGCUGUGCCAGAGCUGCGUCCAGCUGAUCUCCCGGCUCCAAGGUGCCGACCUGACCCUGGCCGAGGUGAACACCCGGGAGCAGUGCGGGUCUUUGGAGCCCAGCCUGGCUCUGCUCUGCAAGAACUACAUCCGCCAGCUGUUUGUCCCCGCAGAGCAGACCCUGAGGGUGCUCCCACCGUGGGAGGUCUGCGGGAAAGGGGGCUUCUGUGAGGAGCUCAGGGGGCCGGCACAGCUGCCAGUACAAGUGGCUGCUGUGGACAGGGUCCCCUCCCUCGAACUGGAGCUGCCGAAGAUGACGAGCGAGGUGCAGAUGAAGUCUGGCCUGACCUGUGAGGUGUGCCUGGGCGUGAUCAAGGAGAUGGACCAGUGGCUCUUGUCCAACGGCACGGAGGUCUUCAUCAGCCACUCCCUGGAGCGUGUGUGCGCCAUCAUGCCGCCUUCCAUCGUGCAGCAGUGCAUCACCAUGGUGGACACCUACAGCCCCGCUUUGGUGGAGCUGGUAACCAAAAUCACUCCGGAGAAAGUGUGCCAGACCAUCCGGCUGUGCAGCCGCCAUCGGCGCGCCCGGUCCAUCUCCAGGGGGCCCCUGGUGAACACUGCGCCCCCACCGCCACCGGUGCUGCUGGACGAGGAGAACCAGGGCAGCUUCUGCAGCAGCUGCAAGCGCCUGUUCUACCUGUCUUCCGAGAACCUGGAGCUCAAGAGCACCAAGCGCGACAUCCUGAUGGCCUUCAAGGGCGGCUGCAGCAUCCUGCCGCUGCCCUACAGGAUCCAGUGCAACCACUUCGUCACGCAGUACGAGCCCGUGUUCAUCCAGAGCGUCAAGGAGAUGAUCGACCCCCUGGCUGUGUGCAAGAAGAUGGGAGCCUGCCACGCCCCCAAGACCCCACUGCUGGGCACCGACCAGUGCGUGCUGGGCCCCAGCUUCUGGUGCCGCAGCCGGGAGGCCGCUGAGCUGUGCAACGCGGUGGAGCACUGCCAGCGGCAGCUGUGGAGGGAGAGGCACUUCCACGCCAGGCUGCACGCGUGACCCCACAAGGCUGCCAGCCCCAGUGCCUCGAGGCUCCCAUAUCCCGCAGGGACCCUAGGAGCUGGGUGCCGUCCCAUCCCGUCUCACAGAUGAGAAACUCAGGUUCUGCAGAGCAGGCUAGGGGAGCAGAGCUGACCACCGAGGCCAGGCACUUCUGGUCCUGCAGGGCUCCGUGUCAACACCUCCCCCAGGGGCUUUGCCCUCGCAAACGUCACCAGCAGAGUGGAGCGGCGGAAGUGUACCACCCCACCCCGGCCAAGACUGCUCUCCAUGCUACGAUGCCGCUGACAGACCCAGGAGCCUGGCAGUGGCCUCAGUGCCCCUCCUCCCCCGGCUAGACAGACAGCCCGGCUACAAGCCGAGGCAGGAUCGGGAGAAGGGCUAGGGCCACUGAUGGUCAGCUCGGGGUCAGGGCUGGAUCCCAUCACAGCCUCUGCUGCUCGCUCAGCCUGGGGUGGCUGGGGUGGCUCCCAAGGGUUCAGGCCAGGGGUGGGGGCCUUUGGACUUCUCUGAGGAGGAGUCUGGGGCUUUGUUCUGGCUCCCCAAGGGGUACUUUCAAUGUCUCAGCCCACCAGAGGGACCCUGCACUGGCCUGGAUGUCCUAGGGUGGGGUGGUGGGCAGAGCCCUGGGAGCCGCCGCAGGGGUCUGGGGUGGCUGCUGAGGGCGUGAGGUGCUUGGGGCCGUCGUGCCAUGGCGAGCAGGUCCUUCCCUACGCAGAGCCUCAGUUUCUCACCUGUAGAAUGGGGCGGCCACACGUUCUGCAUAGAGGGAGACGUUGAGACGAUCCAAAGGACACCCCCGGCUCCUUCCCCUGGAGACCAGCACCCGCUGGCCUGCUGGCACCGGCAACACCCACCUCAGGGAGCCGAGGGUCCCCAGGGAGUGUGGCUGUGUGAGCGAGUAUAAACCGCAGGCGUGCGCCAA